Drosophila montana is the source of this 445-nucleotide messenger RNA. Its product is annotated as pupal cuticle protein Edg-84A. Bases 74 to 391 code for a protein of 105 amino acids. NCBI's taxonomy places the organism in Eukaryota, Metazoa, Arthropoda, Insecta, Diptera, Drosophilidae. The record is from RefSeq and is a predicted model, not a curated record. Gene Ontology annotation, cellular component: extracellular matrix. The transcript is spliced from 2 exons.
GUUCACUAGAUCUCGGCUUUGCGUCAGCUGCGUGUGAGGCCGUCUUUGCAAUUAAAGCUCAACUGAAAGCACAAUGAACGUCUUGAGUAUCAGUCUGACUGUUUGCUUGAUCCUGUGCGCUGCAGCCACUGAGGGCGGCAUCCUAGCCGGCCAUCCAGAUGAACUCAUCUCUAGCCCAGCUCAAUACGAGUUUCAUUAUUCCGUGCACGACAGCCAUACGGGCGAUGUGAAGGAUCAGUUCGAGCAUCGACGUGGAGAAUACGUUACGGGUCGUUACUCGCUGAUCGAACCCGAUGGACACCGUCGCAUCGUCGACUACAGCUCGGAUCCAUUGCUGGGCUUCAAUGCGCAAGUGCGACGCGAACCCAUCUCCAUUAUCAGACGUCAUUAGAGCAACAAAAAAUGUAGAUAUCAAUCAUAAUGCCAGAUUUGCAUACUACUAUUA